GGGGAGGCCAAAUAAAGUUCAUUGCUGUCCCCCAACGGUCAUCUUUUUCUUGUUUCCUCAGAAUUCAUUCGUAAAUAGUCAUCUAUCAAACGAAUAUCCUGCCUCCUCUGUAGCCGUUCCUCUGGUUCUAUAUGGCAGUCAUUUACCAAAUCUUAGAAUAAAUCCGAAGUGCAGAGCUUAUGGAUCCCCUCAGCAUCACCGCAGGCGCCAUAGGCAUCACACAGUUUGCUAUGUCCAGCAUUGCCCAACUCUAUGAUAAUAUUAACGAUCUUGCCGAGGCUGAAGAAGUCGCACGAGAUAUUGCCUUGACCUUAGAAGGCGUACAGCGCCCGUUGGCAGCUCUGGAAAAACUCACCAUUUCAGACCCCACGAUUUAUGUCGCAGCGAAAGUGGAUCUGGAGAAAACCGGUAUCGUCGAAGCUGUUAACAACUGUGGGCAGGCAUGUGCCGACUUUGCAGACAAUCUAAAGCGGUGGACGAAACAUUCUACCAGUACAAAAAUCUCACUUAGAGACCGAUUUUCAGUCGGCGUUUGGAACAAGGAGAAAAUCCGGACUUUUAGAAUGCAGGUUCAGUCUUGCCAGGACACAGUUCAGUUUGCAAUUACAAGUACCCAGUUAAUCGUUCAACUCCGCUCUGAACGAACGUCAGGGACUGAUCGCAAGAAACUAAAGACCCAAUUGCAGGCUCUCGAGACACAGAUCCAAGAACAUAUAGAUCUCGCUAAGAAGCAGCAGGAUGAAGCACAAAGACGUAUGCAAGAUCUGCAGGAGGAGCUAGAGGACGAAGAAGAUGGCGGUGCUCAGCGAGCCCUAGCCACACAAGAGGUCGAGAAGCAGAAAGGCCUAUUGGAGGCUGACGAAGUUUCCUCUGUAGUCAUCUUCUCACAAGUGCAGCCUAAACGGACCCGUCAGGAUAUCAGUAACGUCAUAACUUCCGAUGAUUCAAAGGUUUUGGUAGGAAUGCCGGAGAGUGUUGUUGGAGAAGUCAACCAACGGAUCAAAGACGUAGCCACAAAGAGUCGAUCUGCUGCAGCGGUGGGAGUUUUUGACAAGAAUGUUGACAUGAGAAAUUUCUUCAAGUCUACAUAGCUAUCAGGGGCUCGUAGGUAGAGAGCAGUUGUCUAUCCCAUGAACCGUCGAAUAGACAGCUAGUAGGAGCGCAAAAAACUAAUGUUUUUCUACCAUGUCUCAAACGCGUGUGUAUAGCCCAAAAAUUGCCGGACUUUCCUUAAUCAAUUAAAAUUCCUUAAACAUCGAUUAAAAUUUCCUAAAAUUUGUCUACCUCGUAAGGAGUGAGGUCAAAGGAGGGGGGUGGGUCAUCCAAGCAACCACCACUUCUCGCCACCCCGAAGCAGGAACCAGUAACACUAGCACAAGAUCCUAGGCAUGAUCCGAGUUACAGGGACGCGAACAGCGGAGAAGAGUGCUUAGUGG
This is a messenger RNA of Pseudogymnoascus verrucosus, 1436 nucleotides long. RefSeq lists its product as uncharacterized. The record is from RefSeq and is a predicted model, not a curated record. The coding region runs from base 180 to 1091 and encodes 303 amino acids. Lineage: Eukaryota; Fungi; Ascomycota; Leotiomycetes; Thelebolales; Thelebolaceae. The transcript is spliced from 2 exons.